This is a messenger RNA of Musca domestica (house fly), 1196 nucleotides long. It is a transcript of the gene Wdr82, whose product is annotated as WD repeat-containing protein 82. Lineage: Eukaryota; Metazoa; Arthropoda; Insecta; Diptera; Muscidae. The transcript has a single exon. Gene Ontology annotation, cellular component: Set1C/COMPASS complex. Gene Ontology annotation, molecular function: protein binding; chromatin binding. Bases 121 to 1074 code for a protein of 317 amino acids. The record is from RefSeq and is a predicted model, not a curated record.
CCUUUUUAAAGGAGUAUCGAUACUAUCGACUUUGUCAUAAAUUGUUUACCAGCGCUACGCCGACUUCGCGAUAUAUUAAAUAUAGAAGUAAUUGCCGAAUGUAAUAGAAGUCGACACAAAAUGAAAAUGAAACUUAUAGAUCCUGUUGUAAGGAGUUUAAAGGUGGCCAAAGUUUUUAGAGAAAAUACAGACAAAAUCAAUGCUAUUGACUUUUCACCAAACGGAGAACAUUUAAUAUCAUGUAGUGAGGAUGACCAAAUUGUCAUAUACGACUGUGAAAAAGGAACUCAAUCAAGGACAGUUAAUUCGAAGAAAUAUGGCGUAGAUUUAAUACAUUUCACACAUGCAAACAACACUGCAAUACAUAGUUCCACUAAAGUAGAUGAUACUAUAAGGUACCUAAGUCUCCAUGACAACAAAUAUUUGCGAUACUUCCCGGGCCAUACCAAAAAAGUGAUAUCGCUCUGCAUCUCUCCAGUUGAAGAUACUUUUUUAUCAGGUUCGUUAGACAAGACCUUACGUCUAUGGGACUUGCGUUCUCCGAAUUGUCAAGGAUUGAUGCAUCUUUCAGGAAGACCGGUCGCGGCGUAUGAUCCAGAAGGUUUGAUUUUUGCAGCGGGCGUUAACUCGGAGAGUAUAAAAUUAUAUGAUUUAAGAUCAUUUGAUAAAGGUCCAUUUGUCACAUUUAAAUUAAAUCAAGAAAAAGAAUGUGAUUGGACGGGCUUAAAAUUUUCUAGAGAUGGAAAGACAAUACUUAUAAGCACUAAUGGUUCUAUAAUUCGAUUGAUUGAUGCCUUCCACGGAACGCCACUUCAGACCUUCACGGGCUAUCCAAAUACCAAAGGAAUUCCAAUUGAAGCCAGUUUCAGUCCAGAUUCACAAUUCAUAUUUUCCGGAAGUACAGAUGGUCGCGUUCAUGUUUGGAAUGCAGAUACCGGCUACAAAGUUUGUGUGCUAAAUGGCGAUCAUCCUGGUCCAGUGCAAUGUGUUCAGUUUAAUCCAAAAUACAUGUUAUUGGCUUCAGCAUGUACCAAUAUGGCAUUUUGGUUGCCUACAUCCGAAGAGGGAAUGUAGAAAUUAAAAUUUGGUGGCUCUUUGAUAUUCAGGUUUAUGUAAAUGUAUACUGACAAAUGUAUAAAAAUUUUCACAAUUUUAACUGCAAUUAAAAAAAGUAAUUAAAAAAAUCAGUUUGAAAA